UUUCAAUGCUUACAAUGUUCAAGCGAAAUCUGUCAAGUUCUACAAUUUGUAAAAAACUGAGUUGUCAUUUGAGGAUGUUCUCAUUUUCAGUGACUUUAAUUUGAUACAUGCUGACAGACAAAUAGAUCUUUCUUUUUAUUACAACUGCUAACUGUAAAGAAAAGACAUUAUGAACCGGUGUACAUGUAAAUACUUGUUCACGUUUUCAAUCUUUUUUUCUCAAUACCAUUUUCUGUUUUAUACCACAAAACACUGCCACAUUAACAAGGCAAAAUGCAUUCUAACUCUUUCUUCCUCCUGUGUAUUUUCUUCACUUGUGGGUGUGCGCAAUUCUCUAAUCGGAUUCCAAUAUUAUAAAUGAUACGCCCGCCCAACAAAUUACUGCCAGACACGAUCAGCUAAGGGGAAUCCCCAGGGUUUAUUUGGUAUUUCAGGUUUGUAAAUUUCCUCUGCUCCAUCUUCCAUAACGAUACAUCUACACUCUCAGGUGAAGCACACCAAAAAGUCAACAACUACAGGUAGUAUGUCAACCCUUUGAAGUUUGGUAUUGCAUGUGAAUACAAAGCAGUUCAAAUUUUUGCCCCUAAACCUAAAUGUAGUAGAAUAAAUUGUACACAAUUGUACACUAUGUAGAUGUUUUGACAGACCUAAACAAAAGACUUGUUCAUGACAUGUAUAUAUCCCAAAUGACCUUUCAUAUCAACAAUGGAUAUCUGAUUAAUUGAUCUACAUGUACAUGUAGGCUCAAGCUGUUGCAUUAUAACAACCAAUAAAAACAAACAUCCUUGUCUCAUAUGCAAAGCUAAUUUGACCUCACGCUUCUAAAUAGUAAAUGGCUGUAUAGGGCCGUAUACCUGAGCCAGCAAAUUAUCUCGAUCUGAACAAUCUUGAGAUUAUUUGUAAUGGAGACACCAUCAUCAUGAUAGUUCAUUGGAUUUAUCUCAUGAUUGCAAUCCUAAACUCAACUUCAAUUGGAUUAUUUGCAAAAUAGUGCGCAAUUAACAUAAAUUUCCCUUAUUUAUUCACGGUGUCGCACCAUUGAUGCCUCGCUCGAGCAAGGAUUGCUCUUCUUGGGCUGGUGGAGACAGGGUUACUUGAAUCUUGAGAUUAAUCGCAAAGAGGGCCGAUUGGGCUAAAAUCUUGAGAUUGAGCAAAGUGGGGCUGGUGCAGCACCGCCUAAUGAGAGUCCAAAGGAUGUGUAUCAUUUCUUGCCUGAUCACGAAAGAGAAGAAGUGGUCUCUACUAUAUUGGAAGGAAAUCAAAACACCUGAUGCACACUCAGGAUGAGAAGUUCAUGAUAAAAUGGUUUUGACUGGUAGUGCAACAGCCAUGAAAGGUCACUUGAUAAUUAAAGCAUGUUCCGCCCAGUUUGACUGGUUGAUGAACUACAGACAACUCAACGCAGGAGCACCGCAAAGACAGACAGACUUUGGUUUCAUGAAACCGAGUACCACUCCUAAACCUCUGGGUGCAUUACCAAAGAAACGCAGAGAUGGCACCGCCUUUGGCUUAGGGGCCGCAAACGAAUUUGCUGGGGGCAGCAGUAGCUACACGAACCUGGACACCGCCCCUGUUGACGCCGGCAUAGGUGACACUUCCGGGGGCAACGCGCAAGGUAGCGACUGGGACAUCAAUGCAGCUGGCACCGACUACGGCGGAAACAGCAAUGGGGGUGAUUAUGGUGGCACUGGUGGUGUCUCGGGAGGCAAUGGUGGUGGAUUUGGAGGAGGUAGCAAUGGUGAAGGAGGCUCCUUUGCAGAAGGUGGCAAUCUUAACCCAGGGUACGAUGACAGCAUGCAGAACCUUGCUAAUGCAUCUGCUGGUAGCAUUGCUGGUAUUGUCAUUGGUGUCAUCAUUCUAUUGUGUGUGUUGGCUGGUGUGUCCUUCUUUGUCAUGAGGCAAGUCCAUCGAAAGGUGCAGGUGAAUGCAACACGAGCAUAAUCAUCUUUGGAAAACUUCAACUUUAAGACUGUAUUAACGCUGCUAUUUCAUAUUCAAAACAUAUUGACAAUGGAAUCUACAGUGUAUCGUUUUUUUCUUGAUAAACUGAAUGAUAAUACCACUCCAAGUCCAAUGAAUAUCUACAUGUGUGAAUGUCAUUAAAACCAACCAUGGAUUGUGGUGUCUGUCAAAAUCAAUCAGUGUCUACUUUAAAUAUUCUUCAAAAUUCAUAAACAUACAUCAUGUAUGUACACGUACAUGAAAUCUAGUUUGAUUUUCAAGUCUUCAAUCCCAUUCCACAUGUGAUCUGUUUUCACUCAAGAGAUACUAGUUUACUAUCUACUGUAGAUUUCAAUUACCUGUCAACAAUUCAUUUGGUUCAUUAAUUCUUUCUGAACUCCCUACUCCAUUCAUUCAUUUUUCUGAUUGCCCCCAUCCCCCCCCCCCCCCUCUCUCUCUCUCUUUCCUACUGAUGAAACACACAUAUCAGACACAAACACAAUUUUACUUUACUUUAUUCCAGUGUCUCAUUUUUGUUCUCCCCUUGUUAUUUCUCAUCCAUUAAUUUUCAUUGUAGUCCCUUCUCAAAGUCUUUUGCAUACCUCAAGAUCUACUUUUUGCUUCAUUAGCAUUAAUAAUCAUCUUUUAUACAGCCAUCCACACACAGUGAGAGUGAAAUAUCAAAGUUCAAAAUCACAACAAAAGAAAUAAUUACAGUUACAUUUUGUAGAAAAGCAUGACAAUAGUAACCAAUAAAUGAAAAAAAAAUGCAUAAUUGAACUCUUCUUCCUGGUAAAAUAUCCCAAUAUUUCAAGUGCUUUUCUACACUAGAC
Molecule: messenger RNA, 2774 nt
Organism: Lytechinus variegatus (green sea urchin)
Lineage: Eukaryota; Metazoa; Echinodermata; Echinoidea; Temnopleuroida; Toxopneustidae
Product: keratin, type I cytoskeletal 10-like
Exons: 2
Coding region: 1303-1941 (212 amino acids)
Source: RefSeq, a predicted model, not a curated record